Silurus meridionalis is the source of this 5563-nucleotide messenger RNA. RefSeq names its product membrane integral NOTCH2 associated receptor 1 (gene minar1). Gene Ontology annotation, biological process: negative regulation of TOR signaling; negative regulation of cell population proliferation. Gene Ontology annotation, cellular component: plasma membrane. The coding region runs from base 197 to 2884 and encodes 895 amino acids. NCBI's taxonomy places the organism in Eukaryota, Metazoa, Chordata, Actinopteri, Siluriformes, Siluridae. The transcript is spliced from 4 exons. The record is from RefSeq and is a predicted model, not a curated record.
CGGAGCGCAUGCAUAGGAAAGCUAUCAGAGCUCUCAUCCUCCACUUCAUUUCCAAUGCACGACCAUGAAGGAAACGGCGAGCGAAAUGCAUCCGGAUAAUAAGCAAUAAUUUUUUUUCAUGCACAGGAUUGCAGAUGGGACAAUGCAAUAGGUUAUCGCCUCCUCUCUAAGAUAAGUCUCACAUCAGCCCCCCAUAAUGGAUGCAGUGCCAGAAUACUCGAUUUUCCUUGUCAGGAUUUUGGAGGAACUAGACACCAAGUACAGCACUGUGUCUUAUCAGGAUCUGUGUAAGUCUUUGUGUGCUCGUUUUGACCUGGUCCAUCUGGCAAAACUGCGAAGUUUGCUAUUCUACACAGCAUGUCUGGAUCCUAGUUUUCCCGCCACCUUAUUUAAGGACAAAAUGAGGUGUACGGUGGAGGACCAGCAGUCUAAGAAACUCAUGGUAGCUGCAGACAUAGUGACCAUGUUUAACCUCAUCCAGAUGAAUGGUGGGAUGGCCAAAGACAAGUUGCCAGUUAGGCAUAAACCCAAGUUUCAUAAGAAUCAGUCCUUUGAGUCAUGCAGGUCUGAUACAGAUGUGUAUAAGUACAACGAGUGUGAAAGUGUUUAUGGUCGCACAGACAGAAGGGGUCAUCAUGCUUCUCGGAACUCACCCUGCCCCAAAUCUGAGUGCAACAGCUGUCAGCCAUUUAUACCAGCUUCAGAGCCCAAUUUUCUCCUGGGAGUCAGCAAGGAUCUGAAAUGUAGAGCAGCAUCACUGGAUAAGCUGCAGCAUCUGCCUCAGUAUGCCAGUGCCAGUCCUCCUCCGUGUGAGAUGCAAAGCACCUAUUUCCCCAUGGACAUCGACAGUGAGUCCACCACUGACCACGACUCACUGCACAUCAAUCCGGGUGGCAAGGAGGUUUUUCUGCCUAACUCAGAGUCUUUUCCUGUGCACUCGUGCAUGCAAAAGCGGAAUAUUUUUAAGGAGGACUUUCACAACCUUGUUGCCUUUUCACCCCAUGUGGUUUCAACGGAGUCUAAAGCCAGUGCCAGAGACAGUGGAGAAUACCACCGGAGGGAAUUGCACAAGCCACCGACUUUCUUUAACCACAGCUUUGAGUUGCCAUAUAGCAACCCUUAUUUUGAACCUGUCAACUCCCCUAUCCAAAGCAAAGGGCGAGUGAAGCAUGAGAGUCUAGAUGACUUACAGGCCUCUACAUAUUUUGGUCCAACAACGAUCACUGAGUGUGUGAACACCAAGAGGAUUUCUGGAAAGUCGGGCAGGCAGCCUGCCUGGCCAGUCAAGAGCUUAAGUCUGAAUGCAGAUGAGGGCUCUGAAUUUGAAAGAUCCUUUUUAAACCAUAAACAGCCAGUAGACAAUCACCGCCAUAUCAGCAUGAUGGACAAUGACCAGCACUUUCAGUGUGCCAAAGAGAAGCCCACAGCAUCUCCGUCAGGCUUCUCAAAGAAGUCCAGCGGACCAAAGAUAAAAGAGAUGACCUCUGUUAGUUGUGGUCCAAGUUCUGAAAAGAGGGAAGGAGGAAAGAGAUAUAAGGACAAGAGCAUCAACUGUCCAUCGCUCCAGACUGCUAACAUGGACAGUGCUCUUAGUGUAGGAACUCAGACUGACCAGUCAGAACAGAGGAAGCUGAAAGAUUACAGCAUGCACAAGUAUGCAGAGAGGCCACCUUUCAAACAUGCAGAUGAGGAAUGUGAGCUUGUCAGCGAUGACAUUAGUGACAUAUUUCGGUUUCUGGAUGAUAUGAGUAUAUGUGACUCUAUUGGGAUACCCCAGUCAUCCUGUUACAACAGCAAUGGCUCACUCUCUCAGGUGACAAAGUCAGAUGGCGAUAGCUCACCUGAUCGCAACACGAUCAAACUUGGCAAGUCUGCCAGCAAGUUAGACCAUCUAUUCCACAGUCUGGAGAACACUGAUGACGAGCUCAAAGCGAGUGUAUGCAAGCUGGUCCUCAGGAUUGGUGAAAUCGAGAAGAAGCUUGAAUCCCUCUCAGGAGUGCGUGGUGAGAUUUCACAGGUCUUGACUAAGCUCACCAGGCUGGAUGAGAAGAUCCAAGAGCCAGAAGCCAAUGGAAAAUCAAAUGAGGCUGGCAUGGCCCAGAUUCAGACAGAUGUGGACCUUUCACCACACAUGUUCCAGUGCCACACCACAGGCCACACUGUCAAAGUAGACACAAACACUGACUGGUGCUGCUCAGAUGCUAGUGGAAGUGGAAGCCUGAGGGUGAAGGCACUAAAGAAGAGCAUGUUCACUCGCAGGUCUUCUAGGUCACUCACAGAGGAGAACAGUGCUACAGAGUCCAAAGUGGCCAGCAUCACCAAUUCACCUCGUGACUGGAGAACUGUCUCUUAUUCAAGCCAUCCAGGAGAAGAUGUGAAAGAGAAGGACCGACAUUGUGAAAGCAAGGACAGACACAGGAAAGCCAAAGAGACAGAUCGGCAGUAUGACCCCCACCAGGCACACCGGUCAUCCAAGGUCCCAAAGGAGUCAUACCUGGUGGAGCAAGUGUUCAGCCCCCAUCAUUUUCCCCCUUCUGUCAAGUCGCAUGUGAAGGGAAGUCCUUUGUACACAGACCUGCGUUUGACUGGUCUGACUGAGAGCAAACGUCCACAACCCUCCUGGACCAUAGAGGAAUUUAAACGCAACUCAGGAGACAAGAAUAAACUCAGUGUGCUGGACCUACAGACCCAGGAGUCACUCAACCCCAAUAACCUUGAGUACUGGAUGGAGGAUAUCUACACGCCGGGCUAUGAUUCUCUGCUCAAGCGCAAAGAGGCAGAGUUUCGGAGGGCCAAAGUUUGCAAGAUUGGUGCUCUGAUUGCUGCAGCGGCCUGCACUGUGAUAUUGGUUAUCGUUGUGCCCAUUUGCACUAUGAAGUCAUGAGGAUUUCUUCUAUGUUGCCAAUAAACACGAGACGUCUUGUUUUGCUGAUGUAGGGUUCGUUUUUGGUGCCUAGAUUAAGCCCAAUUGUGAAUUUGAUAGAACAUUUUAAUGGCAGGCGCACAUUUACUCAUCUUUUUGGCUUAAUCCAGGUGCAAGCAACUGGUUUCAGAGUCUAACUACAGAUUCUAGGAACUGGUUUUAGAGUCUAAUCUACAGAAACACAAUUCCUUACUGAGGAUUAACUUUUGAUGUUUGUUCUUUUUAUUUCUAGUAGAAACAUUUAUUUGUUAACAUAGACUUUUAUGGAAUAUAGAUAAUGUUUUCUUGUUUUAUAGCUAGUAUGUAACAUACAAUACUAAAAUAUUUAAAUUCUGAGAUCUUUAUGUUGUUGCAAUAGAAACUACAUGGAAGGAAGCGUAGUAUAUUUUUUAUUUUACUAUGAUUCUAUGAAAAUUAUUUUUCAACGAAUUUGCAGACAGAAUGUGACUCUGUACAGCAAGGUUUAUCUUUUUUGACAAAUCAGGAAUGUUUUAUUGGGUUUGUGCAAUGUUUUUUUUUCCUAAGUGACAGUUAUAGUUAUAGUUAUAGAUAUUAUAGAUGACUAGAUUACUAUAUAUUCAACACAACCAUUUCUGAAGAAGUGAAUGUAUGAAGGGCCAUUGUAUGUAUUCAUUGUAUGAGGAUUCUAAAAUGAUUCCUCUCUUGAGGUUUACUUUGUUAUUUACUUAGUUCUCUGUACUUGCUAUUACAGUUCAAUUCAGCAAUCAUUUGGAUACUGGAACAGUGGUGGGUCUUUUGCUAAACAUUCUUGGUCCUAUGAUUUUAUGAGCAGGCUUUACAUAAAGCUCCUCCAUAUAUUCUUAGCAACCCAAUUAUUUUACUUUUGAAUUUGGACUCUACACAAAAUGUAAUUUAUUUGAAUUUUUUUUUUUUCCAAAUGGCAAGUCUCAUAUCUAAUUAUGUUUUUAUGCUGUCUUCACCUGUUUACUAUAUGUCCUUUUUUCCCCCACUUGCAAGGUCAUAAUUAUGUUGUUUUUUUUUUUUUUUCAGUGCAUUGGUUUUGGUAUUUUUGCAUAUUUCUAACAUUUAGCCCUAUUCUUCAAACCUGGUUUCUGACUUAAGGUUAAACCUCAGUAUUCAUAUUCUUCUCAUGCACCUAAUGGCAGCAUUUAUAAGAAAAUAAAAAUGAAUUAGAAUUGUCCUAAGUGCUAAAAUGUAUGAAAUACCUAUUAAAAAUAAUUACGUUCAUUUAUGCGUAUAAUGUACUCUGCAUGGUAAUAUGAUUUACAUAAUGCCAGUGUACAUUCGUAUUUUGUUACAGGGAAAGUGAGCAGUGAGCAGCAAGUUGGUCAACCUUGAAAUGAUUAUAUAAUGAAAUUGUAUAGUUUGUAACAAUUGUGAAGUUACAUGUACAGUACAUCUAUGGGACUUAUCUGUGCCAUCUGUGCCAGCUCAACCACUAAAUAGUAAGGCAGGCUUUCUACUUAACUAGCCACUUAGAUAGGCUGCAAUAGCACAAAGUGUUACCUCUUUUCGUGCAACUCAUAUCCCAAGCCAUAUAUUUGACCCUUAGAAUGGAAUUACAAUAAUAUUUAUUUAUGUCUAUUUUUGCUGGGAUGUAACAGAAUCCAUCCAUUACUCUUCAUAGAGGCCUUAGGACCACUGAAUGCAAACUGCCAGCUACAUCUUAUUUUUAAAUGUAAAUAAACAAUUAUAAAAUUAUAAAUGAAUUAUAAAUUAUAAACAAUAAACUGAUUGGCACAAAUCAUGUUUGGCUAAUUUAGUUUGAAAUCCAGAUUAAUAUUAUGUAUUAAUUAAAGAUUUUAUCAAAAACAAAACAUCAUCAAAAAACUUAACUGCUGCUGAAAUGUACAAUAUUGUUGAGAGAGUUGUUUUUUUUGUUUUUUUUCGUGCUGAUUCAUGUUUUAUGCUUUGUAACAUAUCAGUGCGGUUUACAUUGAGAUAGAGAAGUAUUUCAUGGAAAACAAAGAUUUGCAGUGAAAAAUGGACAUUGUUUUAAGUACAUUUCUGUCAGUAAUUUAACCCUACUACUUGUGGCACAUAGCCAACUGCUUUUGAUUUUCUUACUUUGAAUGUAGCUUGAAUGGGUCAUACCCAGACACAUUGAAGGUUUGGUUUAGUGAAAAGUUGAUUUGCACAAUUUUCCCAUCCUUUUAAAUGUAGUCGAUUGACCUAUAUGUUAGCAAAUUCUGGUUUGACACAUUUUCCAUAAAACACAUGCCUAAUCAAAUUAAGCUAUAAUAAUAUAAUAAACAUACCGGUUAUUCCUUUUUUUUCUACAACAAGGUGCAAGAAUAACACGAGGAAAGCAUCGAUGAAAAAUAUUUUGGGUAAGAUUAAUUUCCAUUAAUAGUUAGCUAUGUUAAUCGUGUAGGUGCAAGUCUAAUUUAACAAAGGCAAUGCCAGACUCUGACCAUGUUGGCAAAUCGACUACAUCUUAAGUAAUUUGUAAAUGAUGAAAUAGAUUUUUCGUCAAACUUUCCUUUAAUAAACAAACUGCAAGUUGAUGGUUGAUACUCUGUCGGGUGACUCUGCCUUCACCAUGGGAACUGUGAGCUCUCGUACACUGUAAGACCCUGUAUAUAAACUUCAGGUUCAAAGUGGAUAAUGUAAAACAGGUGUAACUGGAAUAAUAUCCUAAUAAAACUCAUUGUUCUG